CGUUACCUCGCCCUCCGCAUAAUAAUCUACCUCGCGACACACACACGACCUUCAACUCAAUACCCGCCUCUCACGCAACAAUGGACCAAGUCAAGGAGCUCGCCGAGUACGCUGCGCGCAUCCCAUGCCACAGCUUGCGCUAACCAUGUGCUUCAGUGUGCCCCAGGAGUUCGUCAAGGACGGCCUACAGUUCGUCAACCGCUGCACCAAGCCAGACAAGCGCGAGUUCAUCAAGAUCUCGCAAGCAGUCGGAGUCGGGUUCCUGAUCAUGGGCGUCAUCGGCUACGUCGUCAAGCUCGUCCACAGUACGCAACACCUUGGCCAACCAUGCAACCUGUCUUCUAACCAUCGCGCAGUUCCCGUGAACAACAUUCUCGUCGGCGGCUCAUAGACUACUCUCGCACUCGACGGCAGAACGGCUAGACAUGGGAAUAGGGGCUACGAGGGCACAGGAGAGGAGGGCACUCGUCAGCAGAGGCAGGCGCAAAGGGCGCUGAGGGAGCGCACGCUGGUUGCAUUGGCGCAUUUCGACACGCUUGCACGUUGUAUAAUACCCGCCUCCGGAGGGUUACGGACCUUGGGCUUCGAUAUAUCCAUUCUAGUUCCUCACGAGGCACAUCUUCGGCAUUCGCAGUCGAUCUGGAAGUAAUGCUCCUUUCCAUUCCCAAGAGCUAUGACUAGAUCCUCAGGCAGAAGACCUUAUUCAUCGUACCAGUACCUUCGACCGCCUGUCGCAAUGCUCCUAUAGAGCCGUUCGUCGUGCUGUAGCUGUGCGUUCACCCGUCUGCCU
Molecule: messenger RNA, 790 nt
Organism: Paraphaeosphaeria sporulosa
Lineage: Eukaryota; Fungi; Ascomycota; Dothideomycetes; Pleosporales; Didymosphaeriaceae
Product: translocation complex subunit Sss1
Exons: 1
Coding region: 146-391 (81 amino acids)
Biological process (GO): protein targeting; post-translational protein targeting to membrane, translocation
Cellular component (GO): Ssh1 translocon complex; membrane
Molecular function (GO): transmembrane protein transporter activity
Source: RefSeq, a predicted model, not a curated record